AUUUGAAUAUUGGCGAAUGGCUUUUCGUACAUGUGUAGCAGAUGCUUAUUGAUAAACGUGUGUAGUGUUUAUUACCGGUGUUUUGUUGUACUGAGAAAUAUAUAUAAAAUUUAAUCAUGUCAGCUGCUAUGCCCAUUAAUCCAAAACCAUUUCUUAAUGGUUUGACUGGUAAAGCGGUCAUAAUAAAACUAAAAUGGGGUCACGAAUAUAAAGGAUAUUUGGUUUCCGUAGAUGGCUACAUGAAUAUGCAGUUGGCCAAUACCGAGGAACAUACCGCCGAUGGUCAAGUGACAGGAAAUUUAGGGGAAGUUCUUAUACGUUGUAAUAACGUAUUAUAUAUAAAAGGCGUAGACGAUGAGGAUGAGGAGGGUGAAAUGAGAGAUUAAAGUUACAUAUGAAAAGAAGUGGAAAUCCCAAGAUCGUUGAUAAUCUUUCAGCUUUUUUAGAAUUAAGUUAUGUAGUCUGAAUAUAAUUAAAAUUUGUAUUAGAAUUUUAAUAAAAAUUUAAAAAUGUGUACUUAAAAA
Molecule: messenger RNA, 524 nt
Organism: Bactrocera dorsalis (oriental fruit fly)
Lineage: Eukaryota; Metazoa; Arthropoda; Insecta; Diptera; Tephritidae
Gene: SmF
Product: small nuclear ribonucleoprotein F
Exons: 2
Coding region: 117-386 (89 amino acids)
Biological process (GO): mRNA splicing, via spliceosome; spliceosomal snRNP assembly
Cellular component (GO): catalytic step 2 spliceosome; U1 snRNP
Molecular function (GO): RNA binding
Source: RefSeq, a predicted model, not a curated record